AUGUCCUCGGUUGUUAUCGAUGGCAAUGCUUUCUGGAAAGAUAAUAGCAGAUUCUAUAUUCGUGGUGUCGAUUAUCAACCAGGCGGAAGCUCCAGUGCCACCACCAGUGAUCCAUUGGCCGAUGCAGGCGCUUGUUCAAGAGACGUUAAGAAAUUCGUCGAUUUAGGAGUCAAUACCAUCAGAGUUUAUUCAGUUGAUCCAUCCCAAGACCAUAGUCUGUGUAUGAAAACACUCCGUGAUAAUGAUAUUUACUUGAUUUUGGAUGUCAAUAACCCAUACCAAUCAAUCAACCGUGCUGAAGCAGAAUGUUCUUAUAAUGCGUUCUAUAUGAAGAACGUGUUUGAUGUCAUCGAUGAAUUUGCACAAUAUGACAAUGUGUUUGGCUUCUUUGCUGGCAAUGAAGUUAUAAAUGAUGAAAAGACUACUGGUAGUGCCAAAUAUGUGAAAGCAGUGGUUAGAGAUAUGAAAAAAUAUAUCAAGGCAAGAAGUUAUCGUACAAUUCCUGUUGGUUACUCUGCUGCGGAUAUUGAGACCAAUAGAAAACAACAAAUAGAAUAUUUCACUUGUGGUGAUGAUGAGAAUGCCCGUGUCGAUUUUUGGGGUCAUAAUGACUACUCAUGGUGUGGUGACAGCAACAUGCAGACUUCUGGUUAUGACAACUUAUUGGAAGAUUUCAAAGGUUUACCAAUUCCAAUAUUCUUUUCGGAAUUCGGUUGUAAUUCUCAAGAAGAUAGACCUUUCACUGAAAUCCAAGCCAUUUACUCUACCAAAAUGUCUUCGGUGUUGUCUGGUGGCUUGGUUUAUGAAUACUCUCAAGAAGCUAAUGAUUACGGUUUGGUGAAGAUCAGCAGCGAUGAAAGCUCUGUCACCGAGCUUGGAAGCUAUACUAACUUGAAGCAACAAUAUGCUUCGGUUGAUGAUCCAAGUGGUGAUGGUGGAGCAUCUUCCAAUAAUUCCUAUCCUUCUUGUCCUUCCACUUCCACAACGUGGCUUUCUGACGAUGACUUACCAAGUACUCCAUCUGGGGUAGUCGAUAUGAUCAAUAAUGGUGCUGGAUCUAUUGUAUCGGUGUCUGACCUUGGUUACACUUCUUAUAAAUGUUAUAGCACCUAUGAUUACCCAACUGGCAGUAGUAACACUACCACAAAUGGUACAUACAGCUACAAUUCUACCAGCAGUGGCUAUAACUCGACUAGUAACUUAAUCAGUAACACCAGUUAUGUUACUUCUCAUCAGUAUUCCCUUGCUGCACAAGUGUCCUAUUCUACUCUAUUAUCCACUACAACUUCCAAGCAUAGCAAGAACACUGAAGCUGGUAAAGAGAAAGAUAAAAGUACCUCUAGUAAGAAACAUUCUGAAACAAGCUCUUCACAUUCAGUUGUUGAAGGUGGGCAAAUCAGAGUCGCAGCUAUUCCUACAAUCUUUGCGAUCGCUUACAAUUUUAUCAACUUAUUAUAA
This is a messenger RNA of Saccharomycopsis crataegensis, 1458 nucleotides long. RefSeq lists its product as uncharacterized. The coding region runs from base 1 to 1458 and encodes 485 amino acids. Gene Ontology annotation, molecular function: 1,3-beta-glucanosyltransferase activity. Gene Ontology annotation, cellular component: plasma membrane. NCBI's taxonomy places the organism in Eukaryota, Fungi, Ascomycota, Saccharomycetes, Ascoideales, Saccharomycopsidaceae. The transcript has a single exon. The record is from RefSeq and is a predicted model, not a curated record. Gene Ontology annotation, biological process: fungal-type cell wall organization; fungal-type cell wall (1->3)-beta-D-glucan biosynthetic process.